This is a messenger RNA of Habropoda laboriosa, 1113 nucleotides long. RefSeq names its product G-protein coupled receptor 143-like. The record is from RefSeq and is a predicted model, not a curated record. Gene Ontology annotation, molecular function: L-DOPA binding; dopamine binding; L-DOPA receptor activity. Gene Ontology annotation, biological process: G protein-coupled receptor signaling pathway; melanosome organization; regulation of calcium-mediated signaling. The transcript is spliced from 6 exons. Lineage: Eukaryota; Metazoa; Arthropoda; Insecta; Hymenoptera; Apidae. Gene Ontology annotation, cellular component: melanosome membrane; plasma membrane. The coding region runs from base 1 to 1089 and encodes 362 amino acids.
AUGGCUGAUCCGACGAUACAAACGUUCUGUUGUCACCAUUCCAACAGAACGGAUAUGGCAAUUGUAAUAAUGCAAGAAUUCAACACGGAUGUUUACAACACUGUCUGCAUACUCUCUUCCACUAUAGGUAUCCUAGGUGCAGUGUACCAGAUACUUCCAAGAGAAGCAUCCAGUCUUCCUCACAGGUGGCAAGGUUUUUCUGCAUCCAGAGGAAGAGAGAUUAUCAUAUGGCUUGCAAUUGCAGACCUCUUGGCCUCAUUAGGUGUGUUCAUAAGAUCAGCAUUAUGGGUGAAUUUUAAAUCUAUAAUGCCUAUGGAGAAUGACACUUCAAGUGUUGUUUUUUGUGCACUCUCAUCGGCCUGGACACAGUAUUUUUAUAUGGCAACAUGGAUCUGGACUCUUUGCUAUGCCAUUGACAUGAAACUAUUAUUAGGAGAUCGAUCUGGUCAUCCUACUUGUUACCAUGCUUUUGCAUGGAUAUGUCCAGCAAUUUUAACUACAUUUGGCUUAACAAUUUUAUAUAUACCAGAUGCAAACUGCCAUAAUUUAACAUCAUUGUCCACUGCUAUACUACGUAUUCUACCGAAUUAUUGCGCUACCUAUGUACUAUUAGCAGUAGUCAUGAUAGUUAAUCCCGUAUUAUAUUUCGCGUCAACGCGAGAUCUUCAAACUGCCGUCACUUGUAGUUUAGCGCAAAUAACAGGCAGAGAAAGGAAAUUGGUGCAAGCGAUAAGAGUUAAAUUUGCAUUGACAAACGUCGUAUAUUACGUGUGCUGGCUACCAAAUUUAAUUAAUGGAAUUUUAUUAUGGACUUUGUGGUUUCAGUUACCAAUAAAAGCGAUCAUUACACUUUGGUACAUAAUGGCUGUUACAAAUCCUCUUCAGGCGUUCUUCAACGCUCUCGUUUAUAAAAGGUGGGGGAGAAGGGAGAAAUUUCGACUGGAGUGUUGUCAGAAAUUGGGGAACUUUAACUUGAGUCAAAUCACAAAAGGAGAGACGAGUAUGCGAUUAACAGAGUCAUCACCCUUAUUGGAUCCGAAAUAUGGGUGUCCGCCGCAUACAAGUAUUAACGGAUCCUCUUCGUUUUAAAAACUGUGAUACACGAAACCUCAU